AUGCCUCUCAUCCUCGAUUCCUCCUCAGAAUCCUCCAAUCAAUCCGAAGCAGAUGGUCGCGAAGAGCUUAGGAGGGUACACCACGAGGCCGACGUGGUCAUAGUCGGCGCAGGCGUUCUAGGUUCGGCCCUGGCGGUGGCGUUGGCAGAUCAAGAGCGCAGUGUCAUACUACUAGAAAAGUCUCUCAAAGAGCCUGACCGGAUUGUGGGGGAACUAUUACAACCAGGAGGGUAUGAGGCAUUGAUCAAAUUGGGCUUGCGCCAAACCCUCGAAGGAAUCGACGCGAUCCCCGUCACCGGCUACACGGUUUUAUAUUAUGAUGAGUCGGUGGCCAUUCCUUAUCCCGCCAAUGCGACGCAGGAAGCAGGGUCGGGUGCAGAGAAAUCAGCAAAGCCCUCGACACCAGAGGGACGGUCUUUCCACCAUGGGCGGUUUGUCUCGCGGCUACGAGCUGCGGCAUUGGCGCAUCCUAACAUCUCCGUGUUCGAGACGGAGGCCACUUCCUUGAUCAAAUCCACACAUACCGACCAGAUCUUGGGCGUGGAGUCUCUGACCGGCAAGACCGAGAAUGACUAUUACUUCGGGUCAUUGACCGUCGUCUGUGACGGAUACGCGUCCAAAUUCCGAAGGCCCUACAUCCACCACACUCCUCAGGUCAAGUCGAAGUUCUGGGGCUUGGAAUUGAUCGACUGCCCGUUGCCGACGCCUCACCACGGGAUUGUGGUUCUGGGCAAAGAUUCGCCGGUCCUUCUCUAUCAGAUUGGCACUCAUGAGACCCGUAUCUUGGUGGAUGUCCCCGAGGGUUUGCCGUCCACGUCGACGGCGAACGGUGGCAUUAAAGGCCAUCUUGGGAAAGUCGUUCUGCCCUCGUUACCACCCAUGGUGCAGCCCUCUUUCAAGGUUGCCCUGGAAAAGGGUGCGCUUCGCAGUAUGCCCAAUUCCUUCCUGCCACCGACCAUGAACAAAACUCGCGGGCUUGCCAUCCUCGGAGAUGCCUUGAACAUGCGCCAUCCUCUGACUGGAGGCGGCAUGUCCGUCGCGCUCAACGACGUGGUGCUGAUCUCGGAGCUUCUCUCCCCAGAGAACGUACCGGAACUGUCCGAUACAGCACUCGUCCUUGAGCAGUUUAGGAUAUUCCAUUGGCGCCGGAAGGCUUUGACAUCGAUCAUUAACAUCCUCGCCAUGGCCCUGUAUUCGUUGUUCGCCGCGAACGACUGGCAGCUCAAAUAUCUCCAGAAGGGCUGUUUCCGCUACUUCCAACUGGGCGGGAAGCGCAUUGAGGAACCCGUGGGCUUGUUAGGCGCUCUCAUUCGGCGGCCAUUUGUUCUGCUUUAUCACUUCUUCAGCGUGGCGUUGUGGAGUAUCUGGAUCCUAAUCCAGGAGAACGGUCUCCUGCUAUUACCUCUCAGCCUCAUUCAAGGCUUGUUGGUUUUUUGGAAGGCAUGCGUCGUGAUCUUCCCAUACAUAUUUGCUGAACUGAGGAGUUGA
Capronia coronata CBS 617.96 is the source of this 1488-nucleotide messenger RNA. Its product is annotated as squalene monooxygenase. The record is from RefSeq and is a predicted model, not a curated record. Lineage: Eukaryota; Fungi; Ascomycota; Eurotiomycetes; Chaetothyriales; Herpotrichiellaceae. The transcript has a single exon. Gene Ontology annotation, biological process: ergosterol biosynthetic process. Gene Ontology annotation, molecular function: squalene monooxygenase activity; flavin adenine dinucleotide binding. Gene Ontology annotation, cellular component: membrane; endoplasmic reticulum. Bases 1 to 1488 code for a protein of 495 amino acids.